UGGGGACAUUUUCUUUAGAUCCUUAUCACUACUCCUGCAUCACCAGGACAAUCACAGAUAUAUACGUCAGGAAAUCAUUAACUUUUUGUCUAACCAUGAAGAUAGAUACACAUACUUGAUGUUUUAUAAAGGAGAGGGGGCAUACGAGAAAUGCAUAUGCAAACAAAGACAAAAUGACGAAGAGGCUGAUGCUGUCAUUUUCCAAGCUGCAGCUGACGUAUAUGGCUUGGACAUUUACAUCACUAACUUUAACAACUGUGGUGAAACCCAAAUAAUUAGAGCCAACGCUGAUCAAGCUGCUUGGGGAUGGCUGCAUUUACGAUUGGUGCAAGAUCAUUAUGACCUCAUAACAGAUUCUUCACAAGAAGGCGCAGAAAAGCCAAACAAUGCCUAUAACUUAGCAAAACUUCCGUUAAGGGCAAGGGGAAAUAAUCGAGUGUGGACUAAUCCCAGUCGAGUUACGAGAAUUCCUGAUAACUAUGCACCAGAAUACACAGAGUACUCAGUUUGAGAGCGAAAGGUACCGAGAGAUAAAUGGAAUA
Messenger RNA from Saccostrea cuccullata (small rock oyster), 542 nucleotides. RefSeq lists its product as uncharacterized. The transcript is spliced from 4 exons. Bases 119 to 511 code for a protein of 130 amino acids. Lineage: Eukaryota; Metazoa; Mollusca; Bivalvia; Ostreida; Ostreidae. The record is from RefSeq and is a predicted model, not a curated record.